Molecule: messenger RNA, 3589 nt
Organism: Ailuropoda melanoleuca (giant panda)
Lineage: Eukaryota; Metazoa; Chordata; Mammalia; Carnivora; Ursidae
Product: mitochondrial ribosome-associated GTPase 1
Exons: 9
Coding region: 2328-3074 (248 amino acids)
Biological process (GO): mitochondrial translation
Cellular component (GO): mitochondrion
Molecular function (GO): GTPase activity; GTP binding
Source: RefSeq, a predicted model, not a curated record
AGAAGGGGGUGGCGCCCAUGCAAGUGCGGGGCAGGGAGGCGCAGAGGGAGAGAGAGGGAAUCUCAAGCCGACUCUGAGCUGAGUGGUGAGCCCAGUGCGGGGCUUGAUCUCAUGACCCUGAGAUCACAACCUGAGCUGAAAUCAAGAGUUGGAUGCUUACCUCACUGAGCCACCCAGGCGCCCUGAGAGUGUCACAUUUAGAGCAUGGAGGCUCUGUGCUCCAUCCCACAUACCCUGCCUUAUACGUUUUUUCUGUCUGGCUAUUCCUGAGUCGUAUCAUUUUAUAAUAAGCCAGUAAUCUAGUAAGUAAAAUUUUCUCUGAGUUCUGUGAGCCGCUCUAGCAAACUAAUUGAAUCCAAGGAGGGGCUCGUGGGAACCUUCCAUCUAUAACUAGUUGGUUAGAAGCACAGGUUAGACUUGUGAUUGGCACCUUAAGGGGGGUAGCAUCUUGUGGGACUCAGCCCUUAGCCUGUGGGAUCUGACUCUUUCUCCGUGUAGAUAGUGUUAGAAUUGAGGUGCAUUAUAGGACAUCCAGCUGGUGUCAUAGAAUUGCUUAGUGUUGUGGGCCCCCUCGCUCCCAACUCUGUGGGAAUUGCGUGCGACAUUGUGGUGGUAAGGGGAGGCCCUUCUUCCUAUCCGGCAGUACUCAAGCAGCAGGAGAUGUUCCUGACCGUUACCUGGUCUCUGUCUGGUCUCUGCUCUGGUCUGGUCGGCUACCGCAGAGUCUGGCACCCUCACCUCUCGGUUGCUGGCACUUAAAGCAGUGGUUCUCAACCCUCGUUACACGUUAGAGUUUCUCCAGGAGGCUUUAAAACCUCCUGGUCUGGGCCCCUUUCCAGACCAGUUAAUCAGUGUCUCUGGUGUGGGGCCUUGUGUUUUCUGACGCUCCCGUUGGUACAUUGGGUAGCAUCUUUGUCUCCGACCUCUGCCUGGCACACCCAGACCUUCCGGUCUAGUCCGUCAGUGGGUUCUCUAGGAGGAGUAUGCAAGCUUCAUUUCGAUGUGCCGGCCAGCAGGGCUUUCCUCUGUGCCUGAGGCGUGAAUUGGCAAGGUCUGGUGAUCUUGUUCGUUAAUGAAUAUACUUGUCAGACCUUGUUUUUACUGUAUUUGAGCUAUGUUUGGAUUCUCUUUAUGUGAUGAAGGUGUUGGUUUGAGAGUUGUUACCAGCUCGAGGAUGUCAGAUGAGGGACCAUUUUCACUAUUUCAAAGACUCUGGAAAUUUUGUAGUGAAGUGUCAAGUUUAUUUAUUGUAGGCUAAAUAUGUCAAUUUAUAGGAUAUCCCAUGCUGAUCAGAAUUGUUUGCUGGCAGUCAUAUGUUUGAUUAUCAAAAAUGAUAAAGCUGUAAUGGUUACUCACUGGACACUGAAUGGACACCUGUCCUUUUGGUUUCUAGACCUCUGCCUUUUCCUCCAGGACAUGGCAAGGAGCCCUAGGCUGGGUUAGGGGCCCUGGGAGGGAGCCUGAGGCUUUUGGUAUUCUGAAUUACACAGGAUUGGUUAACCCUUGGGGGAAGAGUGAGAGUUGUGGAAAGACCUUUUGUAUGAGUGAGGGCAUAGCCCUUAACUGGUCUAGACACAGGGUGUGCUGGAGGCCUCGGAAAUUUCACACCUGGACUCAGGAGGAGAUGCGGUACCCGGUAGGGGCUGAGUGUUCAGAAGAUAAGGGCUUCUCCUCCUGCCUGUGUUAGGGUCCCAUGAGGUGGGACCAGUCCUGAUCCCCAGGGGUCCCUGGCUGAGGGUGAAGGGCCUGACAGUGCUGGCGAGGUGUAGAGCCUUCAAGGAUGGUUUCCAUGGGGGACCCUUGUCUCCUUGGAGGUAACCAGAGGGUGACAGUGGUUUGAGAUGCACUGGUUAGGACUUUAUGGAACGCACUGAGUGAUCAGAUCAUUCAUUUUGAGUGUAUGUACCCUGGCAGCCAAACAAAGAACCAGUUAUAAAACCUGGCACUGAGCUUUGUGUUUUGUUUUUGCCCCAUCGUUCCUGUUUGGGAAGGCACGUGAGAGCCACUGCCCUGCGUGUCUGCAGUGGGGACGUGGUAGCGGCCUUUUCCCCAGCCGGGAGGGCAGGACUGGGGGUUAGUUUCACCGUUCUUGGAGUGUGAGGCUGGGCUGGCAUGUACUUGGGCUGAGACUGGGCUUCCUCCUCUGCUCAGUUCCUUCUACAGAUUUCCUUGUCAGUUUGCGUAACAGGAUGGACAAGAUAAAUUAAUUGGCUGGUAAAGCACUGAAGGAAUUUUUGCCUUAAUUUUGCCACAUUCCGCUUUCAGGCCGCAAUCCUCUGUUUCAGGAAACUCUUGGGCUCAAGCCUCACGUGCUGGUCCUCAACAAAAUGGACUUGGCAGAUCUGAAAGAGCAGCAGAAAAUUAUACAACACUUAGAAGGAAAAGGCCUAAAAAAUGUUGUUUUUACCAACUGCGUAAGGGAUGAGAAUAUCAAGCAGGUCAUCCCGAUGGUCAGAGGGCUGGUUGAGAGCAGCUACCGUUAUCAUCGAGGAGAGAGCCUGGAGUACUGUGCCAUGGUGAUCGGGAUCCCCAACGUGGGCAAGUCCUCACUCAUCAACGCGCUGAGGAGACAGCACCUGAGGAGAGGAAAAGCUACGAGGGUGGGCGGCGAGCCUGGGAUCACCAGAGCUGUGAUGUCUAGAAUUCAGGUGUGUGAGCGGCCACUGAUGUUCCUGCUGGACACUCCUGGGGUGCUGGCCCCUCGGAUUGCAAGUGUGGAGAUGGGCCUGAAGCUGGCUCUGUGUGGAACCGUGCUGGACCACCUGGUGGGGGAGGAGACCCUGGCCGACUACCUUCUCUACACUCUCAACAGGCACCAGCUCUUUGGCUAUGUGCAGCACUAUGGCCUGGACGGAGCCUGCGAUGACAUAGCCAGUGUGCUGAAGCAGGUGGCUGUGAGGCUGGGGAAGACGCAGAAGGUGAAGGUGCUCACAGGGACAGGGGACGUGAACGUCCUCCAGCCCAACUACGCUGCCGCAGCCCGAGACUUCCUCCGCACCUUCCGCAGCGGGCUGCUAGGCCCAGUGAUGCUGGACAGGGAUGUUCUGCGGGGCGCCCCCUUGGCAGACCCCUGAACUGGUCCAGCUGGCAGGGCCUCCCUCCUGCCUGGCCCUUGGCACCAGACAUUGGGACAUCGCGGGCCCUCACAGCCAAGAAUUUGACGCUGGGACUCUCUUUCCCGAAAUCUCCAUGCUGGUCACUGUACGGUACUCAGGUCUUGUCUCUAGGACGGAGCCUGUACCUGCCGCCACUCCACAGCCUGGCCAGUUGCUGGUUACACGGCAGGGUGCCCGGGGUCUGGAUAUCGGGGCUGCUGACAUCUCUGAGCUGUCCCUGUGAGCCUUACACGUGCUGAGUAUCUCUUAAGAAGCCGACGUUUUCUUAGGAGGUGAAAGUACAGUCUGUAAUUUAAACGAUUUGAAAGGCCUGUCUGUGCUGUGGCUGAUUUGUUGUGACCAGUAGCACCUUGGGCCCACGUGUUAAGGCCUCUCUCAGCAAGAAGAAUGGGGAUAUGAGCCGCUUAGUAAGCAUUCUCGUGUUAGGUCCUUGGUAGUGUGCUGGGUCCUGCAAUAAAGAAGACUGUUUGCCA